Paramecium sonneborni is the source of this 433-nucleotide messenger RNA. Lineage: Eukaryota; Ciliophora; Oligohymenophorea; Peniculida; Parameciidae. The record is from the annotation of a GenBank genome assembly.
AUGAUUCUUUAUGUACUACUUUCCAAAGAAACUUUUGUCUUUUCAGAAUAUACAGAAUUAGAAGAUGAGUUUGAAGAAAUGGCUCGAAUUAUACUCAAAAGUGUGAAUCUCAAUUUGUAAAAGUAAAUAUUUAGUAAAGAAUAUAAUGGUAAAAUGUAGAAUAAAUAUGUCUUUUACAUUACAUACAUACUUUUCCAAUCUUAAAUUUUUUUGUAUUAUCCACAAUGAUUACAUUAAAGAAAAACCAUUUGUCUUUCUUGGUGCAAUUCUCUAAGAAUACUAAAAUUAAUCCAAAAGUAUUUAUCUCACUCUCUAAUAUAUAGACUCCAAUAUUAAUAAUGAUCAAUUCUCUGUUUAAUUCUCUUGUAUGAUGAAAGACUUUAAUAAAUUAAAUCAAAAAAGAUGCUUUGAAUAAUCUUAGAUAAUCUAUUGA